Chenopodium quinoa (quinoa) is the source of this 381-nucleotide messenger RNA. RefSeq lists its product as uncharacterized. Lineage: Eukaryota; Viridiplantae; Streptophyta; Magnoliopsida; Caryophyllales; Amaranthaceae. Bases 1 to 381 code for a protein of 126 amino acids. The transcript is spliced from 2 exons. The record is from RefSeq and is a predicted model, not a curated record.
AUGGCAUAUAUUUUAUUGUAUGAUGAUGUUAUAAUACGCACUGCUUCUUCUGAUGCUCUCCGUCGUUCUAUUAUGACCCUUCUUAACUCGGAAUUUGCUAUGAAGGAUCUUGGUCCCUUGAAUUGUUUGUUUGGUAUUGCAGUGACACGACAUAAGAGUGGUAUGUUCCUUUCACAGCGUAAAUAUGCCGAGGAAAUAAUUGACCGUGCAGGAAUGUCUUCUUGUAAGCCUUCUGCUACACCAGUUGACACCAAGCCCAAGGUCAGUGCUACUUCUGGGGUUCCGUAUGAGGAUCCGUUUCUGUAUCGGAGUUUAGCAGGUGCUCUUCGAUAUCUAACAUUCACUCAACCAGAUAUUUCUUAUGCCGUGCAACAGAAAUAG